AUGGCUGACCUGCAAGCCCACACAACAGAUAUGAUAAAGAAAAUGAUGGCUGACCAGCAGGCCCAAGCCACAGUAAUGAGAAGUUUGGGGCGCCAAAUGGGACAACUUGCUUGUGCCCAAAAUACUCGACCAGUUGGAGCUUUUCCAAGUGACACUAAGGCUAAUCCUAAGGCAUCUAUUAAUGCUAUGUCAUUGAGGAAUGGGAGACAAUUAGAAGAAGUCCAGUCAAAAAAGAAAAAACAAGUGACCUUUAAUGAGAAGUCGGCCACUAUAGAGUUAAAAUUAGAAAAAUCAAAGGAUUCAGAGAAGCUAGCUGAAGAGGCGGUGGCUGAGCAACCUCCACUAGUGCAAAUCAAUAGUCCACUGGUAGAUAUCCUACAAGAAGUGCCCAAAUAUGCAAAAUACAUCAAGGACAUAGUGGCAAAUAAGAGGAGGUUGACCGAAUUCGAGACUGUAGCACUCACUAAGGAAUGUAGCUCUAAAAUCCAAAGCAAGCUACCUCAGAAAUUGAAGAAUCCAGGUAGUUUCACUAUCCAAAUUUCGAUUGGUAAGCAUGCAGACGGGCGAGCUUUGUGUGAUCUUGGAGUGAGCAUCAAUUUGAUGCCACUGUCUGUGUUCGGACAGUUGGGGUUGGGUGAGCCACACCCAACAACGAUGAUCUUACAAUUGGCUGAUCGCUCCCUUGCUCAUCCAGAAGGAGUGAUUGAAGAUGUGUUUGUUCAAAUGGGUUCUUUUAUAUUCCCUGCUGAUUUCAUUAUCUUAGAAUACGAGCCUGAUCAAGAGGUCUCAUUUAUUUUGAGAUAUCCAUUCUUAGCCACGAGCCGAGCUAUUAUUGAUGUAUGCGAAGGAAAGAUGACAAUGAGAGUAGGUGAUCGAGUGGAGAUAUUUAACUUGUAUAAAGCAAUUAGAUUGCCAGCCUAUUAUGAAGAGUUAUCCAUGAUUGCUGUAGGGAAAAGCAAUACUACGUCAUUGGUGCCUUAUAUGAGCCCCAUAGAUCUUCUUGAACGAGCUUUGAUUGGGAAUGAAGAAUGA
This is a messenger RNA of Nicotiana tabacum (common tobacco), 1032 nucleotides long. NCBI's taxonomy places the organism in Eukaryota, Viridiplantae, Streptophyta, Magnoliopsida, Solanales, Solanaceae. The record is from RefSeq and is a predicted model, not a curated record.